AUGGCCACAGCCGAAGCUGCUGCGAGACCCCAUGACCGGCCGUCGUCGCGCAAACGGCCCUUCGCGGGCUGGAUGAAGCGCCUUGCAAAUCUCAAACCCUCGUCGUCAGAUUCGCCCAGCAAGAAGAGUGACACAACGGCGUCGACCAAGGUCAAGAAGUCGGCUGCGAAGAACAACCCAUAUCCCGAAUCUGGCUUCAACACGAAUGCGCCCGCCCGACGCUCCUUGUCGACUUCUGGCACGCCACGAUCGAAUGACAGCUACACGUCAGUCGAGGAGAGCACAUUAGGCCAGCGCCAGGCCAAAAGCAACAAGUCAACAGCGCCCACCGUCGCGACGGUUCCAGAGACUGUGCGCUCAACGCGCUCCAAAGCCGAGACGGGCACCAGCAACUUCGUCAACGGAGGCAGCACCUUCUCGUCCCCCCACGGAUCCGAGCACUCGCUCACCACGACGUUGACGACAAUACAAUCCACCGCACCUUCCAACAUCCUCAAUGGAGGCCAGAACAACGCAACCAUCUCUGGUGCGUCGCCUGUACACUUCUCCCACCAAUUCCCCACCUCGGCUCCGCCGUUGGCCAUCCCUCCGCAUCUUGCUCUCCCGCAGCAACAGCCAAAUUCGUACCAAGGUGCAACGGCGAACAACAUCCUCACGGACAACGCCUCCAUCUUGACACUGGCCUCGUCGUCGAAGCGACGCCGCCGAAACUCGCUCGACACGAAUGCAUCUGUUCGGGCCCUCGCGCCGUCGUCACACUACGGGGGCAGCCGGGAGUCACUUCCCCUCAGCGUGCUGUCGGGUAAUGCGGAUGCCAUAUACUCUCCCUCCACCAGGCCCAGCAACGUCGGUGGCUUCGCGAAUGCAGAGCGGGCGAGUGUAUAUUCCGCGUCUGGCGUAACUGCUCCCGUACUGCCCAGUGAGCGCAACAGCUACUAUGCAAACAAACAGGCCACCGAUGGACUCAGCAUCCGUAGCGGACUCUUGGGUCAUGGCCGCACUGAUAGUAUCAGCAGCAUGCGAGCCACCCCCACCAGUCCUCUCGCAAGCCCACGGGAUGCUGUCGCCCCAGGUAGGAUCCGACAAAGUUCAGAAUGGAAAGAGGCGAGAGAGGCAAGUGAUGAGGACGACACGUCGGCGAGUCCCACCGUAACGGAGCAGGAGGACAAGGGAAAGGCGCAGAAUGCAUGUUUGAAGCCAUGA
Messenger RNA from Cucurbitaria berberidis CBS 394.84, 1203 nucleotides. RefSeq lists its product as uncharacterized. Bases 1 to 1203 code for a protein of 400 amino acids. The transcript has 2 exons. The record is from RefSeq and is a predicted model, not a curated record. NCBI's taxonomy places the organism in Eukaryota, Fungi, Ascomycota, Dothideomycetes, Pleosporales, Cucurbitariaceae.